UAUACAUAAAGCAUGGUUAUUACAAGUUUUCUAAAACAAAUUCAACUCCAUAAUGUUACUGCUCUGUGGUCACAGGAGUCUGACGCUGGUGAUUUUACACUCGUGGAUCUCAGGCGCGCGACUCGAGGGAAUGACUAGUGUGUCACGAGAAGUCCCACGCCACAUAGCGCACUCCGCGUGUUUCACUGCCACGGCGCAGCAGCUCAGAGAUUCACGUGGGGUGGGCUGACAAAAACACACAGCAAACCCACAGCUGUGCGGAAAUGACACAGUAGUCUACCGUCACGUCACGCGAGAGGGCACUGACUAGAGAAAAAAAAAAAGCAGCGGAGAGAAACACGGACAACAGUUCCCGUGGACAAAUCCACUGGAUUUAAAGACGCGAGCAUGGCUAAUGCCUCAUAACCUACUGCACACGGCUGCCCGGAGUCGAAAAGGACAUGAGCUCUUCUGUGUGCAGGGUUAAUGCAGACGGACAAGUGCCUGAUAAAAAAGUUAAAGUCGAGAAAGAUGCAGAGGAUGUUAUUGAAAACACAGAGGGGAAGAUGGAUAGCUUCUUUAAGUGCAUUACAAAAAGAUCAGCAACACACGCAGUCCCUGAGGUGGAAGGGCCUAGUAGCGGAAAGAGGGUCAAGGUGACAACACAGGCAGGAGAACAUCUCCUUGACAGCAGUUCAGAUAAUGGAAGCAGGUCAUGUUCUCACAGUCACAGAUUAUCUCCACAGGAGAAGAUUCCCAUCUCUUCAUACAGGAAACCACUCUACAGCAUCACACAUCGCAUUUCUGAGCGUAAAACUGCAUCCAAUCUGGACCAGCACGGAGCCCACAAUGGAGUCAGAGCAAGCCAUAAUGGUGUUCACUUACAAAAACUGGGGAACUCUAGAAAGCAGCACAUGUUUAAGGCCUCCACUAAUGUGGGGGUCACAGGGUCUCCUGCUGCCUUGGAUUCUCACCUCUACCCACUCAUUGAGAAGAUGUUCUUCCUCCUGAACACGCUGAAUUCCAGCAUGACCCAGCUGCACAGUAAGGUGGAUUUGCUCUCGCUUGAAGUGACACGCAUCAAAAAGCUGAUGAAGCCCUCUGAGAUGGUUAUGGAAUUCCAGCCUCCUCCUGAGUACCAGCUGACCAGCGAAGAACUCACCCAGUUGAUGGAGCAAACGUCCACUGCGGGAGAUCUCGGCUGCAGACUCCUCGUUCAACUGUUCCCAGAACGUUUCACAGCAAAAGAAUGCGCACACGGCUGCAGCACUUGCAGCCUUACAACCAAACGGACAUUAGAUUCAUUGCACCUUCAGCUAAUACGUAACUAUGUGGAAGUCUGCUACCCGCUGGUGAAAAAUGAAAACGUCUGGCAGACGGAGUGCUUGCUACAGAUCAAUGAUUUCAUGAAUCGUUUCUGGGCUCAGAAGGACAUGGAGAGUGGUCAUAUGUGUGACAAACAGGCUCCAGUGCUUGUCGGGUUUGACCCGGAACCCAAUCAUGCUUGUAAUUUCAUCAAUGAAGAAGCCCAGGAUGAGACUCUUUCCCUCAACUCUGGAGAGAACAACGAUGUUCAUCUCAAUGUCAGUUCAGAUGUAGUGUUUGACCAACAUGAGGCAGACUCUGAAGACUUGACUUCGCCGAAGGAGCUUGUUGUGUUUUUGUUGAACAGACUCUUUCCGGAGGUGUUUGAGGAGGGCAAGUUGCCAGAGGGCCACACCAGCAUUGGACAGUUGAUCACGGACUCAGACAGACUAGAAAUUAUACGCAAAUACAUGGAGGCCAAUUUCCCUGAUAUCCCAGAAGAAACCUGGCUGCAGCUGUGCGUACAACGAAUGGAGGAAGCACUGGAGAAUGCUUCAGUCAAUGGCAGCAGUUGUGACAACCGAGAAAUGUAUGACAUCACUCGUCUACCUGAUAACAUCUCCAUUGUUAAGAUCAGUGAUCUGUGUGAUUACGAGAAACCAAAUCGCAGGUCUAAGAAAUCGUGGCUGGAGCCUGUGGAUUUUGACAAACUGGAGAUUCCUCCUCCGGACUUUAAAGUUCCUCAGGAGUAUUUACUUACUAAGGAACAGCUGAAGAAUAACUAUGAAAGCAGUUUAUCAAUUGGGAACUUUGCAUCUCGACUCCUGGUUCUCAUGUUCCCUGAGCUCUUUACUUAUGAGAAUGCACGAAAAUACUACAACUGCAGUGGCUCUCUAGGAAAGAAACAGCUGGAUCCCCUACGAAUCAGUCUCAUCCGGCAUUACGUCCAGCUGCUUUACCCACAAGCUAAGAACGACCGUGUGUGGACCCUUGAGUUUGUCGGCAAACUUGAUGAGCGCUGUAGGCGACGGGAUACUGACCAACGACGUUCAUACCAGCAACAACGGAAGGCCUGUUCACCUGACCAAGAGCCUGACCCAAAAGACUCGCUGCUAACAGCUGGGCAAAUCAAUGUUCUCAGUUCAGAUCGACUAAAAGAGGACUUUGAAGUCCUCUCUUCACCUCUGGAGAAAAGCAGCAAGGACUUCUGCAAAAUUCCUCUGGAGGACCUUUCAGUGUCCGCCCCAGACUUCCCAGUGCCUUCUGAGUACCUGCUCACGGAUGCUGAAGUGAGGGAAAUUGUCCAACAGAGUUUGUCUGUGGGAAAUUUUGCUGCUCGCCUUCUCGUCCGUCUUUUCCCAGAACUUUUCACGCAGGAAAAUUUACGGCUGCAGUACAACCAUUCUGGGGCCUGCAACAAGAAACAGCUGGACCCUGUGCGUCUUCAACUCAUCCGGCAUUACGUGGAGGCCGUCUACCCAGUUGACAAAAUGGAGGAAGUGUGGCACUACGAAUGCGUGCCAAGCAUCGACGAGCGCUGCAGGCGCCCCAAUCGCAAGAAAUGUGACAUUCUUAAGAAGGCAAAGAGAUCAAACAACACUGUGACUUAUACUUAGACAAUGUUCCUGCAAAGCGCAGACCUGUUUUACUAUAUUUUACACAACAUACCUGUUAUUUGCACAAGUCCAUGAGCUGAAGCAUAUUGAAACUUUUUCUUGUUUAAAAGGUCUAGGUCGGCUGGUCGAGUUCACAUCCAUGGCCUUAAACAGGAUGGUUUGGAAGGUGACAAAGUUGGUGAUUGAAGCCACUAUCACAUGACAGUGAAAUAUUAGUGUUACUAUUUAUAUGCCAAAAUAUUAUUGAUAUUAUUCUAAUGUCUAAUUAAUAGAUAAGCUAAGGUUAGCCUUAAUCAACUUAAAUGGAAACAUUUAGUUUUUAAAAACAAUAGGUCACUUUAGUUUCAGGUGAGGGCAGAGAUGAUUUAUAUAUAUAUAUAUAUAUAUAUAUAUAUAUGUUUUAAGUUGUAGCAAUGUUGCAGCACUGACUUUUUCCUGAUUAUCAACAUACUGAAGUAUAUAGGAAGUAAAUCUUACUUAACUAUAGCACCAGGUUAUAUGUUAUAUAUUUUUUAAUAAAAAUUCACUUUCUAGCCAA
Carassius gibelio (silver crucian carp) is the source of this 3438-nucleotide messenger RNA. Its product is annotated as BEN domain-containing protein 3-like. Bases 441 to 2900 code for a protein of 819 amino acids. The record is from RefSeq and is a predicted model, not a curated record. Gene Ontology annotation, molecular function: DNA binding. Gene Ontology annotation, biological process: rDNA heterochromatin formation. Gene Ontology annotation, cellular component: heterochromatin. NCBI's taxonomy places the organism in Eukaryota, Metazoa, Chordata, Actinopteri, Cypriniformes, Cyprinidae. The transcript has 4 exons.